This is a messenger RNA of Solanum verrucosum, 1005 nucleotides long. RefSeq lists its product as uncharacterized. The record is from RefSeq and is a predicted model, not a curated record. The transcript is spliced from 6 exons. Bases 1 to 1005 code for a protein of 334 amino acids. Gene Ontology annotation, molecular function: protein binding. NCBI's taxonomy places the organism in Eukaryota, Viridiplantae, Streptophyta, Magnoliopsida, Solanales, Solanaceae.
AUGGAACCGAUUGUUUUCUGCAGCCCUAGUAACAUGGAAUAUAUUGAUCUCCACUGCCCUAGUAACAUCGAAUCCGUUGUUCUUGAAGACGAAGCUGCAGAAUUGAUGAUGGAAAUUAGAGAUGCUUCACCAACACACUAUUCGUUGAAAAUUGAGUCUUUCUCUCUACUUUCAGAGAGUGGCAUUGAUAAGUUUGAAUCGAAUGUGUUUAAUGCUGGUGGUUAUAAAUGGAAAAUGAUCAUUUAUCCAAAUGGGAACACACGCGAAAAUGGAAGUGGACAUAUUUCAGUUUACUUGGCAAUUACAGGGUUAAAUUCCAUGCGUGCUGGUUGGGAGGUCAAUGCUAUAUUUACCUUCUUUGUGUUCAAUCAACUCCGCGACAAUUAUCUUUCAGUACGAGGAAAAAUGCGGCGUUUUCAACCUAUGAAGACCUUAUGGGGACUUCCCAAAUUUCUUUCUCACAAAACAUUUAAAUAUCCAUCUAAUGGAUACCUUGUUGAUGACAAAUGUGUGUUUGGAGCAGAGAUAUUCAUCAUACAUAGACAAGCAAUUGGUGAAUGUUUGUCUAUGGUGAAAUCUAACGACUUGUUUAAGCGUCAAUGGAAGAUCUGUAAUUUCUCCAAACUUCGCAAAGAUUGGCUUUCUGAAGAAUUUACUGUGGGAGGUUACAAUUGGAAGCUCUUGGUGUAUCCACAAGGCAAUGUAACCAGUAAGGGAUGUUAUAUCUCAAUAUACCUAAAAUUUGUUAAUGCUAAGGACUUUAAUCAACAUCAAAAAGUGAAGGCAAAUUGCAGCAUAAACCUCAAAGAUCAGAUAAAUGGUGGAUGCAAAAAGCUAUCUUAUUGUGAGUGGUUUUCUAGCACCGCACCGACUUGGGGUUUUUCAGGUUAUAUGCCUUUAACUCAGUUGUAUGAUGAGAAAAAUGGUUAUCUUGUCAAAGAUUGUAUUGUGGUGGAAGUUGAUCUGAAAGUUGUGUUUAAGCAUAGUGUAAGGAACUUAUCUUAA